UACGCAAUGUUUUCAAUUUCAUUUUCAACAUUUAUUUGUUGGGUUUGCACAAUUCAUGUAAGAUGGCGCUGACUGUUUAUUGGGUUUCAUACCAAGACAUUAAGGAAAAGACCGCGAAAUCAAUUGUCAAAACAAUCACAUCAACAGCUUUUGUCGACAGUGGAAUCAGUUGUAUUUUGUUCACCAUGGCCACAAGAAAAUCAGCACGGUUCUUGUCAAUUGACGUUCAAAACGCUUUGUCAGGCGAUGAAAACACACCAAGCAAUGUCACCACUCGUUCCGGUCGCAUAGUAAAACCAAGCAGACGAAGUGGAGACAUUGAAAAAUUGUUUGAAAAAAGAACACCAUCAAAGCGAAAGACAAAGAACCAAAUUAGUGGCAAUGAAAAUGGCAUGUCUUGUUCGGAAGAAGAAGACGAUUACGAAAACGAUGAAAACAAAAUGGAGCUAGCUCACGCAACUGAAUUGUUACACGACGAAAGUGCUGUGGCCGGCCGAGAUAUGUAUCAGUUUCAUACACCCAAAAAGAGGGACGCUAUGAUGAAAUUGGCCGAAAUUACACCAAAAACUCCGAAUACUGGCCUCAAAUUACUAUCGCUGAACUCGCCAAGCACACCAAAAACUCCAAAAACACCCAAGACUCCGAAUGCCCGUGUUAAAGCGUUACGCUUGCAACAGAACCCAAAAACUCCGCACGAAAUACGCGCAAAAAACAAGUCUGUAUUGGAAAAACGAUCUAGGAAAGCGGUCCAACCAGAAUCAGAAUCGGAAAGUUCGGCCGAUGAACAUUCAGACUUUGAGCCUGAACAAUCGAGCGAAAGUAGCGAGGAAGAGAGUAAUGACUCGGCAAGUGGUGAUAGUGAAGAUGAGCCACAGAAGAACAUCAGAAAAGUGCCACCCAUCAAAAUUUCGACCAAAUCGGGUAAAAUCACAUCGAUGCCACCACCAGCGACUCGAAUGAACACAAGAGGACGGUCACGUGCGAAAAAUCAGGAAGAUUUCAUCCCAGACAGCGACAACUAUUUCAUCACCGCUUCGAAUAAGAAGAGUAAAACUUCGGAUCACACAUUGGAUCGAUUGAAAUCAUCGCGAUUGCAGCAUGAAGAAUUAUUCAGUCUCUUGGGCAACAUUAACUCGAGCGAAGAGCAUGAGCACCGAAUUGCUGAGAUGUUCCAAGAUCUCAAGUUGAACUUCAAUCGUUGGAUGCUUGAAAUGUCGAAAGGAUACAAUAUCAUUGUUUAUGGCAGCGGUUCGAAGCAACAGUUACUGCAUUCAUUCUGCGAAGCUCACGUGGCUGACAAGCCGCUCAUUGUUGUGAAUGGUUUCUUCCCAUCGCUUACAGUCAAAGACAUUUUGCAAGCGAUCAAAGUACAAUUGCUGGACAUAACUACAACAUCUCGCAAUGACCAUGAAACUGUUGAUUUAAUCGCAUCGACACUGGACUGUAUGCCGAAUGGGCAUGUGUUCCUUGUCAUCAACAAUAUCGACGGUGUGAUGUUGCGCAAAACCAAAGACCAGCACAUCAUUAGCCGUUUGGCAAAGAUCAAGAACCUCCACUUGAUUGCAUCCAUCGAUCACAUUAACGCACCGCUGAUGUGGGAUCAAACGUGCUCCGACAACUUCAACUUUGUUUGGUAUGACUGCACCACAUUGUUGCCGUACAAAAAUGAAACGGCCUUCGAAAAUUCGGUAUUCUUCCAGAAUUCGGGCGAACUGGAUUUGGCGGCAAUGAGCAACGUAUUCCGUUCACUGACCACUAAUGCACGUGGUAUUUACAUGAUUUUGGUGAAGAAUCAAAUUGCCAACCACAAAGACAGUAAUUAUCAAGGAAUGACGUUCAAGGAUCUGUACCACAAGUGCCGUGAAAGUUUUCUCGUCAGUUCGGAUUCCACGCUGCGUACACAGCUCAUCGAAUUCGUGGACCAUAACAUGGCCAAGAUUAAGCGUAGCCACGAUGGUACCGAACAAGUCUCUAUUCCCAUCAACAUACAAAUCCUCUCACUUUUCACUCAGCAACAAAACGAUUGAAUCCACACACAACCACACACACACCCAUUUAGUUUUUAUGCUUUGAACAUUAAAGUUAAUUAAUUUAAUCAAUUAUUAGACAUAAGCAUUCGCUCAAUGAAUUUUCAUUUGUUUUUGAUUAAAAUUGUUCGUUUUCAUUCAAAGAAA
This is a messenger RNA of Sitodiplosis mosellana (orange wheat blossom midge), 2174 nucleotides long. RefSeq names its product origin recognition complex subunit 2 (gene Orc2). Gene Ontology annotation, cellular component: nuclear origin of replication recognition complex; nucleus. Gene Ontology annotation, molecular function: DNA replication origin binding. The record is from RefSeq and is a predicted model, not a curated record. Lineage: Eukaryota; Metazoa; Arthropoda; Insecta; Diptera; Cecidomyiidae. Bases 63 to 2027 code for a protein of 654 amino acids. The transcript has 4 exons. Gene Ontology annotation, biological process: DNA replication.